Arabidopsis thaliana (thale cress) is the source of this 1757-nucleotide messenger RNA. Its product is annotated as ATPase family associated with various cellular activities (AAA). Gene Ontology annotation, molecular function: ATP-dependent activity, acting on DNA; DNA binding. The transcript has 11 exons. Bases 319 to 1383 code for a protein of 354 amino acids. Gene Ontology annotation, biological process: DNA replication; DNA repair; DNA strand elongation involved in DNA replication. Gene Ontology annotation, cellular component: protein-containing complex; nucleus; chromosome. NCBI's taxonomy places the organism in Eukaryota, Viridiplantae, Streptophyta, Magnoliopsida, Brassicales, Brassicaceae. The record is from RefSeq and is marked reviewed.
UACCACCGAUCUACCCCUACUGGAACUUAAAUAUCUGAAUGAUCCGUAGAAUGCUUUUUCCCACACUUUUUUGCGCACACUUCGGAUAGUAUAUUUCGAUAUCCUAAAUACCAUUAUCCGAUCCGCAAUUGGUAUCAUCCGACGAACCGGUAUGUUGACUCUAAGCAAAAGAGAGGGUUUGGUCCUAUGACCUGACGUGGGAAUGUGUAAGCGAAAGAAAAAUAGCUAAAGACGUCUCACACAAAAAAGCUGCUAGAGGAAGAAGACGAUUCACUUCUUUCCCGCCACUUUCACUAUCUUCUCCGGUGGUGAGCAAAGAUGUUGUGGGUCGACAAGUACAGGCCGAAAUCACUCGACAAGGUCAUAGUUCAUGAAGAUAUCGCCCAAAAACUCAAGAAAUUGGUUUCCGAGCAAGAUUGUCCACAUUUGCUCUUUUAUGGGCCGUCAGGUUCUGGUAAGAAAACCCUAAUUAUGGCUCUUCUCAAGCAGAUAUAUGGGGCCAGUGCAGAGAAGGUGAAAGUGGAGAACAGGGCAUGGAAAGUUGAUGCUGGGAGUAGAACUAUUGAUCUGGAGCUCACUACAUUAUCAAGCACCAAUCAUGUGGAACUUACUCCAAGUGAUGCAGGCUUUCAGGACAGAUAUAUUGUUCAGGAGAUAAUUAAAGAAAUGGCCAAGAACAGACCAAUUGACACGAAAGGAAAGAAGGGAUAUAAGGUGUUGGUAUUAAAUGAGGUUGACAAGCUCUCACGAGAAGCUCAACAUUCUCUGCGGAGAACAAUGGAGAAAUACAGCUCAUCUUGCCGUCUCAUCUUAUGCUGCAACAGCUCUUCGAAGGUUACCGAAGCCAUUAAGUCUCGUUGUCUCAAUGUGCGCAUAAAUGCACCUUCGCAGGAAGAGAUAGUGAAAGUGUUGGAGUUCGUUGCAAAGAAAGAAAGUCUGCAACUGCCCCAGGGUUUUGCUGCUCGUAUUGCUGAAAAAUCAAAUCGCAGUCUAAGAAGAGCUAUUUUGUCACUUGAAACUUGUCGUGUCCAAAACUAUCCGUUCACAGGUAACCAAGUGAUAUCUCCCAUGGAUUGGGAAGAGUAUGUUGCUGAAAUAGCAACUGACAUGAUGAAAGAACAAAGCCCUAAAAAGUUAUUUCAGGUGCGUGGAAAGGUGUACGAAUUACUAGUUAAUUGUAUUCCACCAGAAGUCAUUCUAAAGAGACUCCUUCAUGAAUUGCUGAAGAAACUGGACUCAGAGCUAAAGCUUGAAGUCUGCCACUGGGCUGCAUAUUAUGAACAUCGGAUGCGAUUAGGUCAGAAAGCCAUAUUUCACAUAGAAGCAUUUGUGGCCAAGUUUAUGAGCAUAUACAAAAACUUCCUCAUUUCAACGUUUGGGUAGAGAAGAGAGGCUUCAAAUCGAGGAAAAGAAGAUAGACUUGCACUUGUACUGUUUAUUUUAUGCGUGAUCCGAGGUUCUGAAGUUAAGGUUUCUGUUUAGUGGGUCGUCUUAACUUUUGAUGUUUGAAUUUGUUUCCCUCAACUUGACUGUCUUAAUUUUAAUAAACUAUGGAAGCGGUUUGGCCUAUCAGUCUGCAACAAAAGACUUGCCGAAACAACGCCAAAAAGUGGCUAUUCAAUUUGCAACUCUAUGGGUUUGACGAGGGCUAAGAGCUAGAAGAUACUGAAAUUUUGUUGUAGUAACAUUAGUUUUUUUUUAACAAAAAACAUUAGAUAUUUGCGGUAGGCUUCUACCGAACAUAGGCAAAAUCUUCC